Messenger RNA from Phyllostomus hastatus (greater spear-nosed bat), 4178 nucleotides. RefSeq names its product zinc finger protein 227-like. The transcript is spliced from 6 exons. The coding region runs from base 173 to 3937 and encodes 1254 amino acids. Gene Ontology annotation, molecular function: DNA-binding transcription factor activity, RNA polymerase II-specific; RNA polymerase II cis-regulatory region sequence-specific DNA binding. Gene Ontology annotation, biological process: regulation of transcription by RNA polymerase II. Lineage: Eukaryota; Metazoa; Chordata; Mammalia; Chiroptera; Phyllostomidae. The record is from RefSeq and is a predicted model, not a curated record.
AGGGGCUCUAGCGGUUGUUCCGGUCGGGGAUUCUUAGCGAAGUCCUGGAGCGGUGGACAACCUCAGCGUUUUGCUGCAGGAGAGCGGGAUCCCUGAGUGUUUAAUAUCGUCUAGAAAAAAGAUACGAUAGCGUUCCGUAGUCUCCUGCCGAAUCUACCGUAAUUGUGGAAAGAUGUCAAAGCAGAAAAGGAUUUCAUAUAAAAUCCCUUUUAAACUGGAGGUACUGAAGUAUGCCAAAGAACAUGGGAACAGAGCAGCGGAGAGACACUUUGGGCCACCUCCAACCGAAAAAAUGAUACGGGAAUGGAGGAAACAGGAGGAUCAACUGCAAAAGACGGACAAAACGAAACAGUGUUUUCGUGGGCAUGCUGCAAAGUGGCCACAAUUAGAAGCGGAUAUGAAAGAGUGGAUCACACGUCACAGGAACCAUGGCUUUUCAGUAUCUACAAAACUGAUUAUAUAUGAAACCAAACGUCUUGCUGCAGAGAAAGGCAUUGAGGACUUCACUGGAUCACCAUCAUGGUGCCACAGAUUUCUGAAGAGAUGUGGCCUUGCUGUGCGCACCAAAACUAGGACUGUACAAAAAAUGCCUAUAGAAUAUGAGUCCAAGUUAGUGUCUUUUCACAAAUCUGUACUGGAUGCAAGAAAGAAAAAUGGAUUUGAAAUAAGCCAGAUUGGGAAGAUGGAUCGAGUCCCGUUAUCCUUUGAUGUUCCAUCAAACAAGACUGUUGAUGUGAAAGGUGCGUCUUAUGGUCUGGUGCAUCUUAUAGUACAAAAAAUACGGUCGCUUGGACUGGCUCAGAAGGAGCAGGAGAAAAUGACCAAAUUCCAGGAGGCUGUGACAUUCAAGGACGUGGCUGUCAUCUUCACAGAGGAGGAGCUGAGGCUGCUGGACCCUUCCCAAAGGAUGCUGUACCGAGAAGUGACCCUGGAGAACCUCAGGAACCUGGUCUCUGUGGGACACUGGAACCAAAAUGAGGUAGAGAGUCUUCAAGAAGUUGCAUUAAGGUACCUUUUACAUGAAGACCUUGUGUGCUGGCAAAUAUGGGACCAACUUCUGAGUAAGUUAUCCGGAAAUCAAGACUUGAUAAUAAGCCUGCGAGGCAAGAAGUCAGAUUUGCCAAAACAAGGUGAUUCCUCCUGUCAGUUGUGUGCAGGAGAAUCUACUCAGAUUUCAGAAGUGGAGAAAGAUGUAAUAAAAGUUCAAUGGGAAGUUCAGAGUUUCAAUAGUAUAAAAAAAGACUUUCCCAUGAAAACCAUCCACAAUUGCCAGAAGAAAGUGUAUCUGAGAGAGUCACAGAAUGAUCAGAGUAGUUCUCAGCACGGUGACCACAAAUGUAAACUGUGUGAGUGUGAGCACUGUGUUAGGAGAAGGACCUCUGGUCUCCACAGUGAUGAUCAGGAAGUGAGGGAAGGUAAGACAUCUUAUAGCCACAAGAAUUGCCUGAAAGACUUUGUGAAGCCAUCAUUCCAGCAAAAUGUAAUCCACUCAGAAGAGCACACCUCUCCUGAAAAUGGAAAAGGCAUCAGCCUUAGCCCCAGACUUGAGUUUCAUCAGCAAUUGCACCUGGGAGCAAAAUCUCAUAUAUAUAGUGAGUUUGGGGAGUGUGAGAGGUUUAGCUCAGAGGUCUGCACUCAUCAAGGUGUUCACAUAGAAGAGAAAUGCAAAAGGAGUGAUGAGUGUGGUCAGGAUGUUAGUCAAAGUUCUCAUCAUGAAAUUCAUCAACGAGUUUACACUGGAGCGAAACACUAUAAAUAUGUCCUGUGUAGGAAAAGCAUGAGUCAGAAUUCAUGUCUUCACUAUCAUCAGCAAGUUCACCUUGGACAGGAACCCUACAAAUGUGCUGUGGGUGGGAAGAGCCUCAGUCAGACCUGCAGUCUUCAAUCUCACCAGCGACUCCACAGUGGAGAGAAAAUCAAGAAAUGUGAUGAGUGUGGGAAGAGCUUCAAUCGGAGUUCAAAACUUCAAAUUCAUCAGCGAGUCCACACUGGAGAGAAACCUUACAAAUGUCCUGUGUGCGGGAAGAGCUUCAGUUAUACCUCUGGUCUUCAAGCUCAUCGGCGACUGCACACUGGAGAGAAACCCUACAAAUGUGCUGUGUGUGGGAGGAACUUCAAUUAUACUUCCAGUCUUCACACUCAUCAGCGAGUCCACACGGGAGAAGAACGCUACAAAUGUGGUGUGUGCGGCAAGAACUUCAGUCGGAGUUCAUAUCUUCAAGAUCAUCAGCGAGUUCACACUGGACAGGAACCUUACAAAUGUGUCGUGUGUGGGAAGAGCUUCAGUUUGAUGUGCAGUCUUCAAGCUCAUCAGCAAGUCCACUCUGGAGAGAAACCCUAUAAAUGUGCUGUGUGUGGGAAGCGUUUUGCUCGGGGUUCAAACCUUCAAGCUCAUCAGCGAAACCACACUGGAGAGAAACCCUACGAAUGUGCUGUGUGUGGGAAGAGCUUCAGUUAUACCUCCGGCCUUCACACUCAUCAGCGACUCCACACAGGAGGUGAACGCUACAAAUGUGGUGUGUGUGGGAAGAACUUCAGUCGGAGUUCAUAUCUUCAUGAUCAUCAGCGAGUUCACACUGGACAGGAACCUUACAAAUGUGUCGUGUGUGGGAAGAGAUUCAGUCAGACGUCCAGUCUUCAAGCUCAUCAGCAAGUCCACAUUGGAGAGAAACCCUGGAAAUGUGCUGUGUGUGGGAAGAGUUUCAGUCGAAGUUCAUACCUUCAAGUUCAUCAGCGAAACCACACCGGAGAGAAACCUUACAAAUGUUCUGUAUGUGGAAAGAACUUCAGUCAUACCUCCAGUCUUAAACAUCAUCAGAGACUCCACAGUGGAGAGAAAAUCAACAAAUGUUCUGAGUGUGGGAAGAGCUUCAGUUAUAUCUCCAUUCUUCAAAUUCACAUGCGAGUUCACACUGGAGAGAAACCCUACAAAUGUACUGUGUGUGGGAAGUGCUUUAGUCGGAGUUCACAUCUUCAAGAUCAUCACCGAGUGCACACUGGAGAGAAACCCUACAAAUGUACUGUGUGUGGGAAGAACUUCAGUCGGAGUUCAUAUCUUCAAGAUCAUCACCGAGUUCACACUGGACAGGAAGCUUACAAAUGUGCCAUGUGUGGGAAGAGUUUUAGUCAGACAUCCAGUCUUCACGCUCAUCAGCGAGUCCACACUGGAGAGAAACCCUAUAAAUGUGCUGUGUGUGGGAAGAGCUUCAGAUGGUGUAAAGAUCUUCAAGUUCAUCAGCGAGUCCACACUGGAGAGAAACCCUACAAAUGUGCUGUGUGUGGGAAGAGUUUCAGUAGGCGUUCAUAUCUUCAGGAUCAUCACCGUGUCCACACUGGAGAGAAACCCUACAAAUGUGCUGUCUGUGGGAAGAGCUUCAGUAGGAAGCCAGAUCUUAAAGUUCAUGAGCGAAUUCACACUGGAGAGAAACCCUACAAAUGUCCUGUGUGUGGGAAGAGCUUCAGUCAGAGCUCUGGUCUUCAAGUUCAUCAGCAUGUCCACACUGCUGAGAAACCCUACAAAUGUUCUGUGUGUGGGAAGAGCUUUAGUCACAAUUCUGGACUUCAAGUUCAUCAGCGAAUACACACUGGAGAGAAACCUUAUAAAUGUGAUUUGUGUGGGAUGAGGUUCAUUCGUAUGUCCAGUCUUCAAGCUCAUCAAGGAGUCCACACUGGAGAGAAACCCCACAAAUGUGCUGUGUGUGGGAAGAGCUUCAGUCGGAAUUCAUAUCUUCAAGUUCAUCAGCGACUUCACACUGGAGAGAAACUCUACAAAUGUGAGGUGUGUGGGAAGAGCUUCACUCAGAGUUCCUAUCUUCAAGGUCAUCAGAGAGUCCACACUGGAGAGAAACCCUACAAAUGUGCUGUGUGUGGGAAGAGCUUCAGUCGGAGUUCACAUCUUCAAGUUCAUCACCAGGUUCACAAUGGAGAGAAACCCUAAAAAUGUGCUGUGUGUGGGAAGAGCUUUAGCUGAAGGUCAGACCUUAAAGUUCAUCAGCAAGUUCACACUAGAGAGAAACCCUACGCAUGUGCUGUGUGGGAAGAGCUUCAGUCGGAGUUCACAUCUUUUUUUUUUUUAAGAUUUUACUUAUUUAUUUUUUUAGAAAGGAAAGGGGAAGGGGGGAGAAACAGAGAGAGAGAAACAUCAAUGUGUGGUUGCCUCUCACAUGGCCCCCACUGGG